This is a messenger RNA of Toxorhynchites rutilus septentrionalis, 1843 nucleotides long. RefSeq names its product mitochondrial glutamate carrier 1-like. Gene Ontology annotation, molecular function: L-aspartate transmembrane transporter activity; L-glutamate transmembrane transporter activity. The transcript has 8 exons. The record is from RefSeq and is a predicted model, not a curated record. The coding region runs from base 119 to 1072 and encodes 317 amino acids. NCBI's taxonomy places the organism in Eukaryota, Metazoa, Arthropoda, Insecta, Diptera, Culicidae. Gene Ontology annotation, biological process: aspartate transmembrane transport; L-glutamate transmembrane transport; malate-aspartate shuttle.
CGUUUGCCACACCUCUAUAUUUAUCAUAACCAUAUUCAUAUUGAACAUUGAGCACCAGAAUCUUUUGCAUUUAGUGUUGUUUAGUCUGAUUUAGCUGUGAGAACAUUGAUCUCCCAAAAUGGCACACUCAUCAAACGAUGCUAACGCUAAACAGUUUUCACUUGUUCCUAAAAUAAUCAACGGAGGAAUAGCUGGAAUUAUUGGAGUUUCAUGUGUAUUCCCUCUUGAUUUAGUAAAAACACGCCUACAGAACCAACAAAUUGGACCUAAUGGAGAGAAAAUGUAUAGCUCAAUGCUCGAUUGCUUCAAAAAAACUUAUAAAGUGGAAGGAUAUUUCGGCAUGUAUCGGGGAUCAGCCGUGAAUAUUCUGCUUAUUACUCCAGAGAAAGCAAUAAAACUAGCUGCCAACGAUUUUUUCAGGCAUAAGUUAACAACUAAGAAAGGAGAGCUGCCUGUAACGCGUCAGAUGGUAGCUGGAGGACUUGCUGGUUUCUGUCAAAUAGUUGUAACAACACCGAUGGAAUUAUUGAAAAUUCAAAUGCAAGAUGCCGGUCGUGUUGCUGCACAGGCUAAAGAAGCGGGCAAACAUGUGUCUAAAACCUCUGCUACCAAAAUAGCACUAGAGUUGAUAAGAACAAAAGGAAUCACUGGACUAUAUAAAGGUACUGGAGCCACCAUGCUCCGUGACGUGUCAUUCUCAGUGGUGUACUUCCCGUUAUUUGCAACUUUGAAUGACUUAGGUCCCAGAAAAGCCGAUGGGUCCGGAGAAGCAGUAUUCUGGUGCUCUUUCCUUAGUGGAUGCGCAGCAGGGUCUUUCGCGGCAUUGGCUGUAAAUCCAUUUGAUGUCGUCAAAACUAGGCUGCAAGCUCUCAGAAAAGCUGAAGGUGAAAUUCAGUUCAAUGGGCUAGCAGAUUGCAUUAGGAAAACACUUACCAAUGAAGGUCCGCAAGCAUUUUUCAAAGGAGGACUCUGUCGAAUGAUAGUUAUAGCUCCGCUUUUUGGAAUAGCUCAAAUGGUGUAUUUCCUUGGAGUAGCGGAAUUUUUACUCGGAGUGAAACAAACAAAAGUGUAAAUUGUUACCUAAGCAUGUUAUGCAAUAAUAGGACAAUACAUAGAACUCAGAUAUAAAGUUUGCGCAAAAUAGUGAUACGUUAUAUUUCUAAAACAUCCACAUGCAUGUAUCAUAUCGUCCAAGCAUUUCUGUAUGAUGAAAUAACCAUUGUGUACUUCAAAUGGAAUUGUGGUGUUCAACCGAAUUGUAUUAGUGAUAAUAGAAAAAGUUAUGUCGUUCUGACGUUUUGGGACAUACAUUAUACAAGCAUUUUCAAAGUUGGAUGUAGACAUGUACAGUUGUUGAUGUGCAGUGUUUGAUAAUGAGAUAUUAAUGUGUAUGAAAUUAUGGUAUUAAUGAAGAGAUCACAUUGAUGUGGAUGCAUUUUAGCCUCAAAUUUAAUAUACACGUCUAUUAUUUGUAUUUUGUCUAUGAUAUGGCAUCGAAUUCUCUACAAAAAUCUUCCAAAAUUACAUAUCUUCCAGUCCUUCCAAUGUUUCGGAAUACGCAAAAUUUUCGAAAAAUGAAUUCAUAAUUUCAUUAAGUUAUUUUGCUUAAAUUAUUUAGUUUUCAACAUUCCAUAAUAUGAAAUAGUUUAUCGAAUUAUCCGUCUACUGAAACUGUACGAGUAUGUCAUUUGUUUUGUUUACUAUGUGGAUUUGGUGAAUUACUUUUGAAAUUGCGUUUUAACUGAAACUGCGUCAACUAAAACUGAGCAUCAAUUAGUAAACAGUGAAAUGUUACAAUUUCGUAGGUGGAACAAAUAUAACAAUAAAAUAUUCCCAAUUAUAA